This is a messenger RNA of Cyclocybe aegerita, 1125 nucleotides long. The record is from the annotation of a GenBank genome assembly. Lineage: Eukaryota; Fungi; Basidiomycota; Agaricomycetes; Agaricales; Hemipholiotaceae.
AUGUCGGGAGAUGAAAACACUGGUCGCACUCUCAGCGGAGACCCAGCGGAACCUCUACCAGCAAGUUGGGCCAAUCGUCCUGCGGCACCUCGAGUUGGAAGGAUAGGCGAUUGGGCAGGAUCGUCCUCAUCAGGGGGAUCUCGUUCAGGAGGUGGCCGAUUCGCAACACUGUCGAGUUUGGGUGGUGGUGGUGGCGGUGGAGGAGGCCACGGGGGACAUGGCCAUGCACACGAUGACGAUGAUGACGACGACGACGAAAAUCAAGGCGGUGAGAGCUGGUUUGCUGGUGGAGAACGCAGCGGCAUAUCUAUCGAGAACCCAGAUCGACAAAGAGGUGUUCCAGGAGGCAACAUGGUUCGAGAUCUCCUUCAACGGGCAGCACAAGCUGGACCGCCUCCCGCUGCCGAAACAAGACCCGGCGUAUUUAGUGGCGGUGGCCACACACUUGGAAGUGAUGAAGUCGAGAGCACAUAUAUUCCUGAUCCCAAUGCUGAGGAAGAAGAGACCGCUAUUCGUCACCUUACAUUCUGGCGCGAUGGGUUCCAGGUCGAAGAUGGAGAAUUGAGGCGCUAUGACGAUCCUGCUCAAUCACAGAUCCUCGCAGAAAUUAACGCAGGACAUGCGCCACCCUCUAUCCUCGAUGUCCGUCCAGGUCAACAUGUGGAAUUGCGCGUAACGAAGCGGACUGAAGAAGAUUACGUUCCACCCAAAGGCAGCAAAGUGUUCUCUGGCACAGGCAAUCGUCUCGGCGGUGUUGUGCCGGAUUUCAGCGCUCAGUCGAGUUCCAUGCCUGGCGAGUUCCCACCCACUAGCGCAGCCGCUCCACCUGCACCUCAUGCACCAGUGAAUACUGAGAGCAUCACGACCAAGUUUGAGGUCGACCAAAGCCAGCCUACUACCAGCAUCCAGAUCCGCUUGGCGGAUGGGACGAGGAUGGUUGCCCGGAUGAAUCUGACGCACACCGUGGGUGACAUUAGGAAUUUCAUCAACGCAUCACGGCCAGAAAAUCGCACCCGCCAUUAUACGAUCGGAACGACGUUCCCCAAUCGCACUCUCGACGAUGAUAGUGCCACAAUUCAAGGCGCUGGGCUGCUUAACAGCGUUGUCGUUCAACGAUGGGCUUGA